Danio aesculapii is the source of this 1819-nucleotide messenger RNA. It is a transcript of the gene arsia, whose product is annotated as arylsulfatase family, member Ia. The transcript is spliced from 2 exons. NCBI's taxonomy places the organism in Eukaryota, Metazoa, Chordata, Actinopteri, Cypriniformes, Danionidae. The coding region runs from base 42 to 1721 and encodes 559 amino acids. The record is from RefSeq and is a predicted model, not a curated record.
UUCAUGAUUUCUGCCUCGCGUGGAGUCUCGUGAACUCGUUUAUGAUGGCAGUCCGGGCUUUACUUGCGCUCUCCGUGUUGGGUUAUCUCAGUGUGGCGGAUCUCACCCAGGACUGGACGGGUCCGAACCAAGUCGAGCAGCCGAACCACGCGCGCCCGCACAUCAUCUUCAUCAUGACAGACGACCAGGGCUUCAACGACAUCGGAUACCACAACACAGACAUCCACACUCCGACACUGGACAGGCUGGCGGCCGCAGGAGUCAAGCUGGAGAACUACUACAUCCAGCCCAUCUGCACCCCGUCGCGCAGCCAGUUCAUCACCGGCAGAUAUCAGAUCCACACGGGUCUCCAGCACUCAAUAAUCCGCUCUCGGCAGCCCAGCUGUCUGCCGUUUGGGCUGCGCACGCUGCCGCAGCGCCUGCAGGAGGCCGGAUACGCCACGCACAUGGUGGGAAAGUGGCAUUUGGGUUUCUACAAGCGGGACUGCCUGCCGACUCGCCGCGGGUUCAACACCUACUUCGGCUCUCUGACCGGCAGCGUGGAUUAUUACACCUACAAAUCCUGUGACGGUCCCAAAGUUUGCGGAUUCGACCUCCACGAUGGCGAGCGUGUGGCGUGGGGGCAAGGAGGACGAUAUUCAACACACUUAUACACACAAAGAGUCCGGAAAAUCCUGGCGGCACACGAUCCUUCAUCACAACCGCUCUUCAUCUUCCUCUCUUUCCAGGCGGUGCACACUCCCUUACAGUCCCCAAAGGAAUACGUUUAUCCCUACCGACGCAUGGGGAACAUGUUUCGCCGGAAGUAUGCCGGGAUGGUUUCUGCCGUCGACGAGGCUGUGCGUAAUGUGACGUACGCGCUCCGGAAGUAUGGCUACUAUAAAAACAGCGUCAUAUUCUUUUCCACCGAUAACGGUGGACAGCCUCUGUUCGGAGGAAGCAACUGGCCUCUGCGGGGACGAAAGGGAACAUAUUGGGAAGGAGGCGUUCGUGGGAUUGGAUUCGUGCAUAGUCCGCUGUUGAGGCGUAGGAGGAGAGUUAGCAAAGCUUUGAUUCACAUCACCGACUGGUAUCCGACCCUAAUGAGACUUGCAGGAGGAAACGUUUCCCAAGCCGAAGGACUUGACGGAUUUGACAUGUGGGAUACUAUUAGUGAUGGGAAAGAGUCGCCACGGUUCGAGAUCCUUCAUAAUAUUGAUCCACUCUAUAAUGCGGCUCGGCACGGAUCUUUAAAGAAUGGAUAUGGGAUCUGGAAUACAGCCGUACAGGCUGCGGUUCGAGUCGGAGAUUGGAAACUUUUAACUGGAAAUCCAGGAUAUGGAGACUGGAUUCCUCCUCAGAUGCUCGGGAACUUUCCUGAAUCCUGGUGGAAUUUGGAGCGUCACACGGAGGCCAAGAAAUCUCUGUGGUUGUUCAAUGUGGCGGAUGAUCCGUACGAGCGUUUCGAUCUUGCCGAGCGCCGCCCGGAUGUAGUCAAGCAGCUUCUUGCACGGUUAUCGUUUUAUAACCGGACUGCCGUGCCGGUACGCUACCCUUCAGAGGACCCCAGAGCUGAUCCGAGCCGCAAUGGAGGAGCCUGGGGCCCCUGGGAAGGAGACGGAGAGAACUGGGAGCCGUUUUAUAUCAAGAAGAAAAAAGCCAGGAAGCAGAAGCGGAAGUUCUGCAAAAUGAAGUCGUUUUUUAGGAGGUUGAAUAUUCGGAUUAUGUCAAACAGGAUCUGAAGACUUCCUGCAUGAUUGACUGACUGCUGCAGACGUUGCUGAAGGUCAUUUUAGGGACUUUGAUUAGCUGUUUGCCCUACGGUGGCUGAGAGAGGUCA